Messenger RNA from Scheffersomyces stipitis CBS 6054, 3036 nucleotides. It is a transcript of the gene ALA1, whose product is annotated as alanine--tRNA ligase. The transcript has a single exon. Gene Ontology annotation, molecular function: ATP binding; alanine-tRNA ligase activity; nucleic acid binding. Gene Ontology annotation, cellular component: mitochondrion; cytoplasm. The record is from RefSeq and is a predicted model, not a curated record. Gene Ontology annotation, biological process: tRNA modification; alanyl-tRNA aminoacylation. NCBI's taxonomy places the organism in Eukaryota, Fungi, Ascomycota, Pichiomycetes, Serinales, Debaryomycetaceae. Bases 9 to 2873 code for a protein of 954 amino acids.
AGAGAACCAUGUCCACCACUACCACGUCCGAGUGGACGGCUUCCAAAGUCAGAUCCACCUUCUUGGACUACUUCACCAAUAAAAGAGACCACAAGUUUGUUCCUUCUUCCUCGGUUGUUCCACACAAUGAUCCAACUCUCUUAUUCGCCAAUGCUGGGAUGAACCAGUACAAGCCUAUCUUCCUAGGCACUGCAGACCCAGCCUCGGAUCUCGCUUCAUUGAAGAGAGCUGCCAACUCUCAGAAGUGUAUCAGAGCUGGUGGUAAACACAACGAUUUGGAAGACGUCGGCCGUGACUCGUAUCACCACACAUUCUUUGAGAUGUUGGGUAACUGGUCCUUUGGCGACUACUUCAAGCCAGAAGCCAUUACUUGGGCCUGGGAGCUUUUGACUGAGGUCUACGGCUUGGAUAAAGACAGAUUGUAUGUGACGUAUUUCGAAGGUGACGCCAAGCAGGGUUUGGAACCAGAUUUGGAGGCCAAGUCUUUCUGGCUUAAGGUUGGUGUCGCUGAAGACCACAUUUUGCCAGGAAACGCUAAGGACAACUUUUGGGAAAUGGGCGACCAGGGUCCUUGUGGUCCUUGUUCUGAGAUCCACUACGACCGUAUUGGAGGUAGAAACGCUGCUUCUCUCGUCAACCAGGACGACCCCAACGUCUUGGAAGUUUGGAACAUCGUCUUCAUCCAGUACAACAGAGAGGCCGACAGCUCGUUAAAGACAUUGCCAGCCAAGCACAUCGAUACCGGUAUGGGGUUUGAGCGUUUGGUGUCUGUUUUGCAGGACAAAUCUUCCAACUACGAUACCGACGUGUUUCUUCCCAUCUUUGACAAGAUCAGAGACAUCACGGGUAUCAGACCCUACGGUGGUAAAUUCGGCGCUGAAGACACCGACGGUAUUGAUACGGCCUACCGUGUCAUUGCUGAUCAUGUGAGAACAUUGACGUUUGCCAUUUGCGACGGUGGUGUUCCUAACAACGACGGUGCUGGAUAUGUUUUGAGACGUAUCUUAAGAAGAGGCUCUCGUUAUGUGCGCAAAUACAUGAACUACCCCAUUGGUUCCUUCUUCCAACAAUUGGUUGAUGUUGUCAUCGAGCAGAACAAAGAGAUUUUCCCUGAAAUCGUCCAUGGUGCCCAAGACUUGAAGGAAAUCUUGAACGAAGAAGAGUUGUCGUUUGCUAAGACUUUGGAUAGAGGUGAAAAGUUGUUUGAACAGUACGCCAUCAUCGCGUCAAAGACUCCAGAACAGACUUUGUCUGGAAAAGAUGUGUGGAGAUUGUACGACACAUACGGUUUCCCAUCGGACUUGACUCGUUUGAUGGCCGAAGAAGCCGGCUUAAAGAUCGACGAGCCUGCUUUUGAAAAGGCCCGUCUUGAAUCCAAAGAAGCUUCUAAGGCUAUAGGCAACAAAGACGGUGUGGAAUUGGUCAAGUUGGAUGUUCAUUCCUUGUCGGAAUUAGACUCCAAUGCUAACGUCAGCAAGACUGACGACUCUGCCAAGUAUGGCAGAGAAAACAUCAAGGCUACUAUCCAGGCCAUCUAUUCUAGCUCUGGAUUCGUUGAUUCUAUUGAUGACUCGUCUGUACAGUACGGAGUCUUAUUGGACAAAACUCCAUUCUACGCUGAACAGGGUGGACAGAUCUACGACACUGGUAAGUUGGUAAUCGACGGUAAAGCUGAAUUUAACGUCACCAAUGUUCAAGUCUAUGGUGGUUAUGUUCUUCACACUGGUAACAUUGUGGAAGGCUCGUUGAAUGUCAAGGAUGACGUCAUUGCAACCUAUGAUGAGUUGAGAAGAUGGCCCAUCAGAAAUAACCAUACUGGUACUCACGUGUUGAACUAUGCCUUAAGAGAAGUGUUGGGCGACUCUGUUGAUCAAAGAGGUUCCUUGGUUGCUCCAGAAAAGUUGAGAUUCGACUUUUCUCAUAAACAAGCAUUAACUCCUAAGGAGUUGGCUGCCGUUGAAUCUAUUUCCAACGAGUACAUCAAGUCGAACAAAGAGGUUUUCUACAAGGAUGUUUCGUUGAACGAAGCAAGGGAAAUCAACGGCUUGAGAGCUGUCUUUGGAGAAACGUAUCCAGAUCCAGUCAGAGUUGUUUCCAUCGGUGUUCCUGUAGAAGACUUGCUUGCUGAGCCUAAGAAGGCUGACUGGCACAAAGUUUCGAUUGAGUUCUGUGGUGGUACCCACGUAGCCAAAACGGGAGACAUCAAGGACUUGGUCGUGAUUGAAGAAUCCGGUAUCGCCAAGGGUAUCAGAAGAAUUGUGGCUGUCACAGGUCAUGAUGCUCAUGCUGUUCAGAAGAUCGCCCUGGAGUUCGAAGCUGAAUUGGACCACGCUGCUGGCUUACCAUUUGGUUCUGUCAAGGAAACCAAGGCCAAGGAGUUGGGUGUAGCCUUGAAGAAGUUGUCGAUCUCCGUUUUGGACAAGCAGAAGUUAACUGAAAAGUUCAACAAGAUCGACAAGUCCAUCAAGGACGAUUUGAAGACGAAACAGAAGGCUGAAACCAAACAGACUUUGGAUGUAGUCAAUGAAUGGUUGGAAAAGAAAGAUGCUGGGGACUACUUGGUUGCUCAUGUUCCAAUCAACGCUAACGCCAAAGCCAUCACUGAAGCCUUUAACUUGCUCAAGAAGCUGCACAAGGACAAAUCAUUGUACUUGAUCACUGGUUUAACUGACAAGGUUGCUCAUGGUUGUUACAUUGCUGACGAAGCUAUUGCCAAAGGUGUCAAUGCCAGCGACUUGGCUCAAGCUGUAUCUGCCAAGAUUGGUGGUAAGGCUGGUGGUAAAGGCAACAUCGUCCAAGGUAUGGGUGACAAACCUGAAGGCAUUAAGGAGGCUGUUAACGAAGUGACCCAAUUGUUGGCUGAGAAGUUGUAAUUGAUUGUUGUAGACUAGUAGUAGAGUUAGAGUAAACUAUUCAAGCAAGAGUAGAACUCUUCAGACAGUAGAACAAUUUAGACAAUAGUGGAACAACGUUAUAGCAAUAGCUAUAUGCUUUGAUAUAGUAUCUGUUAAUAGUAUAAUAAAUAAUGUAAAUGUA